Salvelinus sp. IW2-2015 is the source of this 1021-nucleotide messenger RNA. RefSeq names its product excision repair cross-complementation group 5 (gene ercc5). Gene Ontology annotation, biological process: nucleotide-excision repair. Lineage: Eukaryota; Metazoa; Chordata; Actinopteri; Salmoniformes; Salmonidae. Gene Ontology annotation, cellular component: nucleus. The record is from RefSeq and is a predicted model, not a curated record. Gene Ontology annotation, molecular function: DNA endonuclease activity; single-stranded DNA binding.
GGGUAGAGGAGGGAGUAGGGCUGAGGAGGAGGGGGAUAGCUCCUGGGGUCGAGGAGGGAGUAGGGCUGAGGAGGGUGGUGGCAGUGUGUCUCCUCGUACCCUCCUGGCCAUUCAGCGAGCCAUGGGAGAAGAGUUGGAGGUAGGCCCGUCCCCAUACGCCACCAUGAUUGGCAAUUCUCCUGUUAAGCCCAACCCUCCCAGUCRCCAGCGUCCUGCGAACCGAUUGGUCGUCAUCAGCAGCUCAGAYGAGGAGYCUGAAGGGAAGGACACGCRCCUGAGGACAACUCUGACCAAUGAGGACAGGCUUGGGGUGGAGAAGGGGGAUGAGCAACAGUCUCCCCUCCCCCUUAGCCUCCCCCUUUCUCCCGCGGACAGGGUGCUCCUCAGCAGGGAGGAGUUGGAGCAAGCCAUCGACAACAGGAACAGGGCUUUSCACUCUGCAGUAGGUCAGGGGGACAGUUUGGGUCAGGCUGUCCGUGUUAUUCCCCCAUCAGGCCUAGGUCUAAACAGAGAGGAGGAGACGGGGAGGAGCAGCCUAGUGACUGGGCCUUUACCUCCAUCGCAGGAGGAGAGGAAUGGAGAGAACACCAGGGAGGAGAGGAAUGGACAGAUUGUGAAGAUGGAGGAUGGUGAGGAGGAGAGUGAUUCAGAGAGCUUCAUUGAUGUGUCUGAGGGGGAGGAGCUAAAGGAGGAGGAGACAGAUGAUUCACUGAUAGAGGUUGGGGGCGGUGCUCCAGCCGAGGCACAGGAAGACGUGGCCAAGAAGGAGGAAGAGGAGGAGGCUUUAAGUAGCAGAGAGGGGGAGGAGGAGGAAGAGUCCCAGCCUCCCACAGAGCCCAGCCCAGCUCCUGCUGCCGCAGCGUCUGUUCCUCUACCCAACGAGUGGGAAGACAUCAACGUGGAUGAGCUGGUGGCGCUAGAGAGCAGUCUUGGAGAGCAGCAGUCCAGUCUGAGAGAACAGAAGCAGCAGCAGGAACGCAUUGCUGCCACCGUUACCGGACAGAUGUGUCUGGAGAGUCAG